Messenger RNA from Symbiodinium pilosum, 1488 nucleotides. NCBI's taxonomy places the organism in Eukaryota, Dinophyceae, Suessiales, Symbiodiniaceae. The record is from the annotation of a GenBank genome assembly.
AUGAGCUCGCGCUCCAGCAGCCUUUUGGUGCGCCUUUUGGCCGCUGUUUUGCUAUCCUGGCCUGGGCUCACCUUCUUCGGGCGGCGUGGCCAGGGCUCGGGAGCAGUGGAGGCACUACUCGAGGAUCUCCGAGCGCUGGGCGGGCCUGGGCAGGAUGCGGCCCUGACAGCUUCAGCUCUACUGGGAGGCCUGCAAGAUGCACAUCUUUUGGCCGACAGCAGCUACGACAAGCGGCGGCGGACCGCAAAGUUUAAGAUCGCGGGGGGCGGUGCAACUGGUGAGUUUUACGCGGAUCUCAGAAUCUGGCUGGAUCUUCAGCUCGACAAGAACUUGAAGAUCACCUGGGAGAAGACACGAGCGGGAGCAGUUGUCCUGCACUUCUCUGGCAUGUCGUUUGCACCCCUUGAGGGUGCGCAAGAGUUGUAUAUGAAAGCCGGCUUGGACUCCUUCACCUGCCCUUCCAUCAAGUCCGUGAGCCAGGAGGAGUACUACCAGUGCCACCUCAAAAAGGCCCUGCUGAUGGAAGACUUCUGGAAAAACAACCGCACCUUGAUCCCGAAGAAGCUGCAACACCAGUUCGCUUUCAUUGGGGACAACACGGUCAUAUCCCACCUGUCCGAGCAGCUUGGCCAUGGGUUUGGCUGGUCCAUGCUCCUAGUCCUGUCGGCACCUCCAUCGGUGGUGAACACACUCGAGUUUUCGGACAAUGGUGUCCGAGGCACAUCUGUUCAUGACAAGAACCAGGCUGGAGCCAAGCUCGCGGCAAAGCACGGCUUCAAGGAUCUUAGUCUCAACAUCGCCAGGCCUCUUGUUGGGGACUCACGCUUUGGGGGCCUGGUGCGCUCUGUGGGCGAGCGGAUAAUGCCACUGGCUUCCAACUUUGGCAUCCUUUGCUCAGUCGGCGAGCCCCGGUGGCGCUCAAAAAACAUCCGAGGUGCAGACCCGAAAGUGGUCGCCACUAUCUUUCGUCGCCGUGGCUCCAAGGGACGGCAGCCUCACUUGGAAGUCGAAGAAACGGCGGAGAUGAGGAAUGGGUCCACCUGGGCUCGGGAAGACGGCGACUGUCCAGGCGCUUGCGAGAGCCACGAAGAGGCGUUUGUCCGGGUGACGGCCUUGGGCAUCGUGCAUUGGUGUUCCAGUGCGCCGCACGAGAAAGGGGACUGGGUGUUGCUUGACGAGAUCAACUUGGCACCGCAGGCCACUUUGGAGGGUCUCAACGCUCUUCUGGACCACCGGCGAGAGGUUUUCUUGCCGGCAAUUGGCCAGACUGUCGCAGCCCAUCCAGGCUUCAGGCUCUUUGCAGCUCAGAAUCCUGUUGCCACUGGAGGUGGACGAAAAGGGCUUCCACGAUCCUUUCUCAACCGCUUUACCCGCGUGGUGCUGUCUCAGCUGUCCGCUGAAGACCUGCGACAUAUUUGCUCGUGCCUCAACAACUUCUUGACCUUAUGCCGAUCUGGUUUGGAGAUGGAUGCACGCCCCUGUCUCUAG